Messenger RNA from Arachis stenosperma, 1180 nucleotides. Its product is annotated as CASP-like protein 5B3. Lineage: Eukaryota; Viridiplantae; Streptophyta; Magnoliopsida; Fabales; Fabaceae. The coding region runs from base 411 to 869 and encodes 152 amino acids. The transcript is spliced from 3 exons. Gene Ontology annotation, cellular component: plasma membrane. The record is from RefSeq and is a predicted model, not a curated record.
AGUCACACCAUUAACUAUUGCUAAUUGCUAAACAAACCUUAACGCAUACACCUUUUAAUGUAAAUGCCCCCUUUUUUUUAAGAAUUAUUAUUUUCUCCUUGAUAUACUUUUUUUUCAUUCUCCUUUGCUGGUUUUGAUCUUCUAACCCCAGAUUCCAUUUCCCUUUAUUAUCCCCAAAUUUGUAACCUUUUUCUCUCUGGGUCUUCAUUUCGUGGCAUUGUUUUUAUGUUUUUCUUGUGUUCUUGGAGUUGUUAGUUGUUGACGUUGAUGGUCUUUGGGUUCUUUCCAAGGUGAUGUUUUUGUUUUUUCUGCAAUUCUGGCCCAAAUCUGAAGAUGCUUAUUAUUCUUCAUCUUUAGCUUCCGAUUAUUAGGAAUCUCAGAAUAUCCUUGUGAUUUGGAUAGAGAAAAAGAUGAAGAAUUUUCCAGGGACACCAGGCACUUUACUUGGUUUGGCUUUGAGGAUGUCACAGUUCAUCUUUGCUGCUGGGUCAAUUGCGGCCAUGGCCACCACACCCAGUUUCUUUAAUUUCACUGCCUUUUGUUACUUGAUAGCUUCAAUGGGAUUACAAUUCAUUUGGAGUUUUGUGCUUGCUUCAAUGGAUGCCUAUGCAUUAGCAAGGAACAAGGUCCUUCACAACCCUGUGUUGGUUAGCCUCUUUGUAGUUGGAGAUUGGGUAACGGCGAUUCUAUCUCUGGCUGCUGCGUCGUCCUCGGCGGGUAUCACAGUUUUGUACUUUCAUGACCUCGGACACUGCCAGUUCGGAGAGGAAUGCCAGAAGUAUCAGAUUUCGGUCGCAUUAGCCUACUUGGGCUGGAUACCCAUUUCCAUAUCAUCACUUAUUAUGCUUUGGCUAUUAGCUGCAGGGUAGCACAUUCCAUAUUCUAUAGCAUUCAUAAUUCAUCAACUUGUGAAAAAUUUUCUUUUAAAAAUGUCAAUAGGAAAGGAAAUAGUGUAGAGUAUAGCUUUUACAACCAUUUUUAAAUUCCAUUUCUUCAUUUUCAACUGGAUUUGGGAUUGAAUAGAAAGAGAAAAAAGAAUGUUUGUGUGAUUUGGCUGCUCAAAGAGUGUACUAACCACUAAAAAUGUGUUUGGUAACUGGUAAGUAUUUUAGAAUAGAAAUAUAAAGACAUUGAGAAAAAGAUAAAAUAGAAAAAUUGUGUCUAUUUGCAUUUUCUCCAA